AUGCAACUUCAAAUUAAAAAUUUACAUAAUGAAUCAUUUACUGUUGAUUGUAAUAAGGAAGAUACGGUUAAAGUAGUCAAAGAAAAUAUAGCUGCAAAAAAUGAUUUAAGAGAAAAAUAUGAUGCUGAUUUACUCAAAUUACUAUGUAAAGGAAAAGUCAUGGAUGAUGAAGAUACAAUUGAGUCUUUUAAUAUACCAAGUGAUGGUUAUCUUGUUCUUGUUAAACAAACACCCGGCAAACCAAAACCACCUCCAAAAAAGAAACCUAAUCAAGGAUUCAAUAAUUUUGGUGGAUUUAAUUCAUCAUUUGGAAUGGGACAAAUGCCAAAUUCAUUUAUGCAAAGUCCUUUUGGUCAAGAUCCAUUUAUGCAACAAUCAUUUCAACCACAUUCGUUUAUGCAAAGCCCAUUUCAAGCAAAUAGUUUUGGUCAAAACGCGUUUUCACAACAUGCAAUUCGACCACAAACACAUUUUCAACCACAAGCACACUAUCCACCUCAAACACAAUAUCAACCACAUCACCAAACUGGUAGUACGACGACUCCAGGAGCAAGUGCACAUCCAUCAGCUAGUGAACGUGAAGAAGCUUUACAAACCUUAUUAGCAAUGGGUUUUGAUCGUGAACAAUCUGAAAAAGCAUUACGUGCUAGUGCUUAUACUCCAGAACUUGCCAUAGAAUUCUUAACAUCAGGUAACAUUCCUGAAACGAAUGAUGAACCUGAUCUUCCACCAGCACCUACACCAGAGGUUCCACCGGUUCAACCGAAUCCAGCAGCUGCUUUUAAUCCAGGUGCGGGUAUGAAUCUUCAACAAAUAGGUCAAAUGCUCGAACAAAAUCCUCAACAACUUCAAGUAAUUAAAAAUGCAUUAAGAGCUGAACAUCCAGAAAUGGCUAGAAUGAUUGAUGACGAUCCACAAGGAUUUAUUAAUUUACUUCGACAAGCAGGAGAAGGUGGUGGUAGUCAAAGUCCAUUGCUUGGCCAUGGUGCUGGUGCUGGUACUGGUACCACUGGUGGUGCUGGUCAAAGCUCAAUAAAAGUUGAACUUUCAUUCCAAGAACAACAAAUUAUCAAUCGAAUUCAAGAUAUGGGUUUUGAUCGAAAUCGUGUUAUGGAAGCAUUUCUUGCUUGUGAUCGUAAUGAAGAAAUGGCUGUUAAUUAUCUUUUGCAUGCUUACGAUUAA
Messenger RNA from Rotaria sordida, 1182 nucleotides. The record is from the annotation of a GenBank genome assembly. NCBI's taxonomy places the organism in Eukaryota, Metazoa, Rotifera, Eurotatoria, Philodinida, Philodinidae.